Molecule: messenger RNA, 821 nt
Organism: Thlaspi arvense
Lineage: Eukaryota; Viridiplantae; Streptophyta; Magnoliopsida; Brassicales; Brassicaceae
Source: the annotation of a GenBank genome assembly
CGAAACAAACCUUCUUCAACUAAGAAAAUGAACUACCCUUCAAACCCUAACCCUAAUUUCACAGAUUUCGAUGAAACUUUCAAAUUCGAUGAUUACGAUUAUACUUUUCAGAUGAUUAUGGACCAAAUCAGCCUCGAAGACCACUCUCCCACUUUGAGCUGGACUUCAUCAGAGAGAUUAGUGGCCGCAGAAGUCACAAGCCCGCUUCAAACAAGCCUGGCUAGUUCACCUAUGAGCUUGGAAAUAGGGGACAAAGAUGGGAUCAAGAAGAGGAAGAGACACAAAGAAGACCCGAUCAUCCACGUGUUCAAAACAAAAUCGCCGGACCAUUCAUUGGACGACGGUUAUAAAUGGAGGAAAUACGGCAAGAAACCGAUAAGGGGUAGUCCACAUCCGAGGCAUUAUCACAAGUGUUCGAGCCCAAAUUGCGUCGUAAAGAAGAAGAUCGAGAAAGAUACAAACAAUCCAGAAUAUGUGUUGACAACCUACGAAGGGAUACAUAACCACGCAAGCCCUUCUGUAAUAUAUUGUGAUUCAGACGACUUUGAUCUUUCCUCUGUCAACACUUGGUCCUUUCAGACACAUACUUAUAGUUUAUCACAUUCGGCUCCAUGAUCAGGACUUACAAAAUUGUGUGUAUAGGUACGCGUUUGUGUAUAUAUAUGUGCCUAAAGUGUAUAUCAUCAUCAUAUUCAUGCGUCACAUGUAUCCACAUAUACCUUGUUGGGUCGGUUUUGUAAUGUACCGAUUUGGUGGAUGUGUAAUGGGAAACAUUGUAUGUGAGGUGUGACGGUAAUUUUUGUAAUAUAUUAACUAAUUUG